Messenger RNA from Propithecus coquereli (Coquerel's sifaka), 2778 nucleotides. Its product is annotated as protocadherin gamma-A11-like. Gene Ontology annotation, cellular component: plasma membrane. The transcript is spliced from 2 exons. The record is from RefSeq and is a predicted model, not a curated record. Gene Ontology annotation, molecular function: calcium ion binding. NCBI's taxonomy places the organism in Eukaryota, Metazoa, Chordata, Mammalia, Primates, Indriidae. Gene Ontology annotation, biological process: homophilic cell-cell adhesion. The coding region runs from base 145 to 2778 and encodes 877 amino acids.
CACAGAUCCUGAUGCUGGAAACCUAAAAAGUACUUCCUUCGCUUUCUGAUAUAUCUUGGUUGCGGACGGCCCGGGGCUUUAUAGCUACCUAAGCCGAUUCAGAACCGGCUCAAGAAACCGCGGAAUAUCGGCUCAGACCCUGCCAUGGCGACUCGGCUACAGCUUCUGGACCGAAGCAGGCUGGUCGUGCUGUGCAUUUUCCUGGGGACGCUGCGGGAGUUCGGGGCAGGGCAGAUCCGAUACUUGGUGCCCGAAGAGACCGACAAAGGCUCCUUUGUGGGUAACGUAGCCAAAGACCUGGGGUUGGAGCCCCGGGAGCUAACGGAGCGCGGAGUCCGCAUCGUCUCUAGAGGGAAGACACAGCUUUUCGCUCUGAAUCCGCGAGGCGGCAGCUUGGUCACUGCGGGUAGGAUAGACCGGGAGGAGCUCUGUGAGACGGUGUCCUCCUGUGUUUUAAAUAUGGACAUUCUUGUGGCAGACACCUUGAAGAUUUACGGAGUGGAGGUGGAAAUAAUGGAUAUUAAUGAUAACGCUCCCAGCUUCCAGGAAAAGGAAGUAGAGGUAACAGUUAGUGAACAGGCAACUCCUGGGUCGCGAUUUCCCCUUCCUAGCGCUAGGGACCCAGAUGUGGGAGUGAACUCCCUCCAGAGCUACCAGCUCAGCCCUAAUAGUUACUUUUCCUUGCAAGUGCGAGGCGGAACUGAUGGGGCCAAGAAUCCCGAGCUAGUGCUGGAGGGAAGCCUGGACCGAGAGAAAGAGGCUGCUCACCUCCUCCUCCUCACAGCUUUAGAUGGAGGAGAACCCAUCCGCAAGGGCUCUGUUCCCAUUCGCGUGGUGGUCCUCGAUGUAAAUGACCACAUCCCAAAGUUCACUCAGUCUGCAUAUCGCGUGAGUGUUCCAGAAAACCUCAGCUCUGGAACUCGGGUGCUGGUGGUAAAUGCAACGGACCCAGACGAGGGAAUCAAUGGGGAAGUGAUGUAUUCAUUUCGGAAUAUGGAAAGCAAAGCUUCUGAAAUAUUCGAGUUGGAUUCCCGAACUGGAGAAGUUCUGGUACAGGGGUCUCUGGAUUUUGAAAAAUAUAGAUUCUAUGAGAUGGAAAUUCAAGGCCGAGAUGGCGGUGGUCUUUUGAACACCGCUAAGAUUUUGGUCACAGUUGUAGAUGUGAAUGAUAAUGCUCCGGAAAUCACUAUCACCUCUUCUAUUGAUUCAAUUCCAGAAAACUCUCCUCCAGGUACAGUGAUUGCUCUUCUAAAUGUGCAAGAUCAAGAUUCUGGAGAAAAUGGUCAGGUCUCCUGUUUUAUUCCUAACCAUUUACCUUUUAAAUUAGAAAAGACUUAUGGAAAUUAUUACAAGUUGAUAACAAACAGAGUGCUGGACAGGGAGCUGGUCCAGAGCUACAAUAUAACGUUGACAGCCACAGACCAGGGAAGUCCGCCCUUGUCUACAGAAAUUCACAUCUCUUUGAAUGUGGCAGAUGACAAUGAUAACCCUCCCAUUUUCACUCACUCCUCUUACUCCGCCUACAUUCCCGAAAACAACCCCAGAGGUGCCUCCAUCUUCUCCAUGACUGCCUUGGACCCAGACAGCAAAGAGAAUGCCCAGGUCACGUACUUUCUAACAGAGGACACCCUCCAAGGGGCACCUCUCUCCUCCUAUGUCUCUAUUAACUCCGACACCGGUGUCCUGUAUGCUCUGCGAUCCUUUGACUAUGAGCAGUUUCACAACCUACAAUUGACAGUGACAGCAAGUGACAGUGGAGAUCCACCCCUCAGCAGUAACGUGUCACUGAGCCUGUUCGUGCUGGACCAGAACGACAAUGUGCCCGAGAUCCUAUACCCCGUCCUCCCCACUGAUGGCUCCACCGGUGUGGAGCUGGCACCCCGCUCUGCAGAGCCUGGCUAUCUGGUGACCAAGGUGGUGGCAGUGGACAGAGACUCAGGCCAGAACGCCUGGCUGUCCUACCACCUGCUCAAGGCCAGUGAGCCUGGGCUCUUCUCGGUGGGGCUGCACACAGGCGAGGUGCGCACGGCGCGGGCCUUGUUGGACAGAGACGCACUCAAGCAGAGCCUCGUGGUGGCCGUCCAGGACCAUGGCCAGCCCCCUCUCUCGGCCACCGUCACGCUCACUGUGGCUGUGGCCGACAACAUCCCAGACAUCCUGGCCGAUCUCGACACCCUGGAGUCUCCCGCCAAUCCAGACGACUCAGGCCUCACGCUAUACCUAGUCGUGGCUGUCGCAGCGGUCUCCUGUGUCUUUCUGGCCUUUGUCAUCGUGCUGCUGGCUUUCAGGCUGCAUCGCUGGCACAAAUCACGCCUGCUGCAGGCUUCCGGAGGCGUGCUGGCAGGCGUGCCCACCUCACACCUUGUGGGCGUGGACGGGGUUCGGGCCUUCCUGCAGACCUAUACUCAGGAGGUCUCCCUCACCACGGACUCGCGGAAGAGUCAUCUGAUCUUCCCCCAGCCCAACUAUGCGGACACGCUCAUCAGCCAGGAAAGCUAUGAGAAAAGGGAGCCACUCUUGAUAGCUGAAGACUCAGCUACUGUUUUAGGCAAAGGUGACUCAACAAGUAAUCAGGUGAGAUUUAUUUCUCUAACUCCCCAGUCGUUGGCUUCUUGCACAAGUCUUGUAAGUGGCUUUUUUUUUUUGAGCCUGUUUGAGGAGUCACACAAGCAAGUCAGAAAGAAGAGUGGCCCGGACCCAGGCUUUCUGCUCGGCAAAUCUGAUUCUGUACGGAUCCGGACGCCCUCAAACCGGGAGCAUUGUGUCUUCUGCGCGUGA